GAACGCACGUAAACAAUAACAAACACGCUGCUCUUUCGGUGCCGGUUUUGCAAUGGAUGAAAUCUCGACGAUUGGAUUUCAAAUCAUUUCGUUGGCGAAAGAUAAACCGGAAGGUAUCAACAACGAUGACCUUUCGGAAUCGCUACAAACGGUGGCGCCGGAAAAGCGCGUCCAGGCGCUGAACAAGCUGCUACUGGACGGUGUGCUGGAAAUACUGAAAAAGGGUAACACGUUGAUAUACCGGAUGAAGGAUCCGGGCAAGAAAUCGUCCGCACCGAAGGACAUCGACAAUGAGGAGCGUGUAAUAUACAACAUUGUGGAGGAGGGUGGUAACAAGGGUAUCUGGAUACGGGAUAUCCGUGUGAAAUCCAAUCUGGUCAUGACGCAGUUAAACAAAGUGCUGAAACAGUUGGAAAACAAAAAGCUAAUAAAAGCGGUCAAAUCGGUUAACGCUAGCAAAAAGAAAGUGUACAUGCUGUACAAUCUGGAACCGGAUCGUUCCAUAACGGGCGGCGCAUGGUACCAGGAUCAGGACUUUGAGGCAGAAUUUGUUGACGUGCUGAAUCAGCAAUGUCUACGAUUUUUACGCAUAAAGCGUGACUCAGCACGAACCAGCGGUGAGGGACCGUUGGCAGUGCAGAAGCUGUCCGAAUGCUCGGUGGCAGACGUGCAUCGAUUCAUCUCCGAUCUCGGUAUCAGUAAGAUCAGUCUGGACGAGGACGAUUUGGAAACGAUACUCAAAACGGUAGUGUACGAUGGAAAGGCCGAGCGUAUCGCACAGGUCAAUGGUGGGUUUCUGUAUCGAGCGAUAGAAACUCCUAUCGCUGCGCCGGGCUUAGUGCAGAUGCCUUGCGGCAUUUGUCCGGUUAUCAAAAAUUGUGCCGACUGCGGUGAAAUCACACCGAAACUAUGCACUUACAUUAGUGAAUGGUUAGAUUGAGUGCGAUAUUGCUUACGAACGUAUUUUAAUAAGCACGACAAAGUGCGUCUUUAUUGCUAACUGAUCUUGUAACGGAUAUUUGUUAUUACCGUAAUAAACAAUGUAUGAAAAUAUGGUAAAGAUUUCCAAACUAUUAACACUGAUUUCUAACUAAUUUUGCAAAUAAAACUUCUUCGUUGCUAAAGCAGUAUUCUUUUUGGCAAGCAAGCUGCCUUCGUAUGCGAAGGGAAGCAAGAUAACUGUGGUUUAAACUCCGAAACACAUAUGUCGUAGAUGCCGUACACCCUCACAUGGCCAUUGUUCUUAUCGUGUUUAGAUGCUGUCCGGCCGUGACUUGGUGAAUGAGUGAAAAAGCGCACCCUUUUGAAUAAAAUUUCAUUCAUCGUUGUUAGUUGACCGCUUCGUUUGAUAAGCAUGUCUGGUUAGUACGGAAGGACCCGUCGGCGAGUGAAG
Molecule: messenger RNA, 1393 nt
Organism: Anopheles funestus (African malaria mosquito)
Lineage: Eukaryota; Metazoa; Arthropoda; Insecta; Diptera; Culicidae
Gene: Polr3F
Product: probable DNA-directed RNA polymerase III subunit RPC6
Exons: 2
Coding region: 53-940 (295 amino acids)
Biological process (GO): transcription by RNA polymerase III
Cellular component (GO): RNA polymerase III complex
Source: RefSeq, a predicted model, not a curated record